This is a messenger RNA of Umbelopsis ramanniana AG, 3263 nucleotides long. RefSeq lists its product as uncharacterized. The transcript has 3 exons. The record is from RefSeq and is a predicted model, not a curated record. The coding region runs from base 114 to 3005 and encodes 963 amino acids. Gene Ontology annotation, cellular component: cytoplasm. NCBI's taxonomy places the organism in Eukaryota, Fungi, Mucoromycota, Umbelopsidomycetes, Umbelopsidales, Umbelopsidaceae. Gene Ontology annotation, molecular function: GTPase activator activity; protein binding.
AACCUCAUAAGCCACCACAUUUGUCUGACCAACCUCUUCUGGCCAUUUUUUUCAACCUUCACUAUUGAGCUGCAGCCUUUCCACCCGGUCUUUCCCUUUAAAUUAUUGCUUGGAUGACAUCACCUCCAGCAUCAGCUGUUGCGAAAGCACCAUCUCCUGCUCCACCAGCGGACAUUUCUGCAAAUGACCCUGCUCAGAUUUCGCCUCAGUGGGAAUCCAAUGGUGAAAAAGCUAUCGAGGAUGGUCCAUUGUUUCGCGCAACCAUAAGUCAGUUGGAGAGCAAAACGGCAUCCCUCAAAGCUACGGUGAAACGAAUUCUCAAAGCCGCCAUCGCAUCUCUAGAAGCUCAGCGAGCAAGUUUGGAGGCCGACGAAGCUUUAGUCAAGGUGCUUCGAGACACCCCAGCGCUGGAACCUCUUACCACUACCUACUUAAAUCGAGCUUCUCCUUAUAUUCAUUCACAACGUAAUAGCCUUCAUAAUUCCAUGCAAGCGCUCUUGAUAGAUCCGUUAAAGAAGCUUUACGAGUCCGAUGUCAAGGGAGCCGAGGCCAAACGAAGGCAGUUCGAGGAAGAAAGCAAAGAAUACUAUGCACAUCUAUCUAAAUAUCUUAGUCUCAAGUCAGAGAAACAGAAAGCUCGCCGGCAGACUGAAUACGAAAGUAGACAUCUCUCUAAGCGUAAGCAAUUCGGGCUGACAAGAUUCGAUUACCAUGCGUUUAUGCAAGAUUUACACGGCGGACGGAAAGAAAACGAAGUUCUACGCUAUCUUACUAAUUAUUAUGAAAAGCAAUACAGCUUUUAUCAAACGGUGGCAUCGGAAUUGGGACUUAAUCGAAAUGAGCUGAUCGAGCUACACGCAGCCAUUGACGCAUCUUCCAAGGAGGACAAUCAAUUAAUUAAGGAGCGAAAAGAAAGAAGGAGUCUCCUUGAACAUAAAUUAAGUACUACCGACCAACCCUCACUGGAACGAGUCCCCUCCGAGCCAAUGUUAUCUAUUGGUGUGCGAAGAUCAAUGGACGACAGUGAUGAAUCCUCACGACCCUCCGAGAAUUUUUCUAUAAGCGCUGGCCUGGCUGACGCAGACAAGUUUAAAGGCAUAAGAGAUCUAGAGCAGCAUGAUCGGUCUGUUCCUACAGAGACCGGCCGACGAAAGGAAGGAUUUCUAUUCUCCACGUCUCGACCAUCGAAAAGCAACACAUUUGAUGUGGCAUCGGUGAAUUGGCACAAAUAUUGGUGUGUAUUAAGUAGCGGACAAUUACAUGAGUACAGUAACUGGAAAAGACAGCUUGAGGCGCACAAUGAACCAAUCAAUCUACGAUUUGCUACUGUUCGAGAGGCUCGCAAUGUUGAUCGGAGAUUCUGCUUUGAAAUUAUUACUCCUCAGUCUCGUAGAACCUACCAAGCAACAUCUCAAGAAGACAUGAACAGCUGGAUAGCAUGUAUAAGUAAUGCCAUAGAAAGCCUGCUGAAUGGAAUGAACAGUACACUUCAUUUGCAAGACCCUUCCAACGAUCCUACCCAAUUUGAUUCGAACUCUCCAUCAGCAAAGCAAAAACCGUUGGGUCGUUCUUUAAGCGGAGCUAUUAAGAACGGGUUUGCCACCAAUACCCGAGAAAAAUACAUGCGACGAAUUAAUGCUGCAUCCCAGUCUACGGCUGAAGUCUUUGAUGCCAUAGGUGGUAUACUGAGUCCAACAGAACGUAACCGACGAUCAUUUCACACCGCUUUUGGAUUUAGCAAUCUUGGCAGUGGUGGUAGCCAUACAGCAUCAGGCCCUUCCGCUGUCUUCGGCACUGGGACUUCCCUUGUGGACCAAACAGAGAAUCAUGAUAGCUCAAGGUUAUUGGCUUACCUCCGGGAAAAUUCGUCUAAUCUCAACUGCGCAGACUGCGGAACAAAGAAUCCGGAAUGGUGCUCUAUCAAUUUGGGAAUUCUGCUAUGCAUUGAAUGUUCCGGCAUUCAUCGAAGUCUUGGCACACAUGUGUCCAAAGUUCGCUCACUCACACUUGACCGAACCUCCUAUACACCUGAUAUCGUGGAGUUGCUACAGGCCAUUGGAAACGACAGAUCCAAUCGGAUCUGGGAAGCCCUCCUAUCGGACGACGCCACUGAUAAACCUCGUAAACCAUCUAGCAACGAUUCAAGAGAAGUGAAGCAAAAGUUUAUCACAGCAAAAUAUAUGGAUAAAGCGUUUGUCAAUAAGACCAUCCUCAACGCAAACGAUGCUACGGAACUCCUUUUCUCCGGCGUAGACGAAGAUAAUACAAUGGCUGUUGUUCAAGCUAUUUCACUUGGAGCGAACAUCAAUGCUAAACGAACUGGUGGAUCUCGGGCAUGGUCACAAAGAACUUCCAUUUCAUCGUUUGGCUCGGAUAGUCAUGACGGAAAGAGUGACGCCGGUAGGCAGCAUCCUGUCUCAUUGGAGCAGAGCUUAAUGUCUGUCAAACUUGGACCAGACGAUCGAAGCCUUCCUGUGACCAUACCGAUAGCCAACACCAGCACUACACUUAAUAUGGCCUUCUCGGCAAGUGAUAAUGAUCCAUAUGAAAAUAUGAACCCCAGUAUCCCACACUACGCUCUGCACUUGGCCCUUCAACACCCUCAUUCCAUUAAAGAAAGCUUUGAUGCAGGAAUCGCUCAACCUACGCCACGAGAAUUUUCUUUCCCUAUUGCCGAGUUGUUACUACAGAACGGUGCUGACCCUGCCCUCCUCGACACCGAGACUGGCCAUACUCUAGCAGAGCUGAUUUCAUAUGGUGAAUCUGUAUCAGAUGAUGCCAUAUUGUACAUCAGCGGCAAGAGCCAAGCAAGAGGACAAUCUUCCAUUCUACGCACCACCACACCGGCGUCAUUAUCUGGUCCAGGCAACAGCUUAACCAGUGCCCCAGCAAGUUCAUCCAACCUCAGAUUAAAUAUUCAGAUACCAUCCGUUUCCAUCACACCUGAUAGCCAGUCGUCUUUCGGUGCGAUCUCACCACCUAGGUCACCUGCAUCUUCCACAUGAAAAAGAAAGUUGCUCUAGCCAAAUAGUUAUACCACCCCAUGUCUUAAUUUGCCCUCCUUCAAUAGCUAAUUUUCAUUAUGUUUUGUCGCUUAUUUAACCUAUCUAACCAUGUUCUUGUGUACACUGCAUUGUGUCUCUGGUCCGAGACAUUUUUUAUUUACUGUAUGAAGACAAAUUAUUUUUCUCUUUUCUAAUUCUACCCCCACGAGUACUUAUUUUACCCCGAAUUGAAUAAUGUUUAAACAAACGUAAGGCAAC